CUUAUGGUGAUAAAUCAUGCUGGCCAUCACGAUCGUGUGGAAGUAUUCACGUUCCAGGAGGACUCUCUCACACUUCUUCACGUCAACUCAAUUUUGAGCCCGAAACGAAACUAUAUGAACGAUUUAGUGAUGACAAGCAACAGGACUUUCUACAUUACCGAGUAUGGGGAGAUGCGUGAUAACCCUCUGCUGGAGAUGCUACUGAUGCUGAGCUACUGCGAUAUUCUUUACUAUAACGGAAGUGAGUUCCGGAGUGUGGCGCACGGCCUGCGCAUGGCCAAUGGUAUUAACGUGUCACCUGACCACAGGUACCUGUACGUGGCAGAACUCGGAAGGAAGCAGCUGAAAUCUUAUCGUAUUAAGGACACAGAGCUAGAACAUGUGGAAGACCUAUUCCUGGACACCCUUUUAGAUAAUAGAGAUUGAUCCAGUGACGGGGAACUUGUGGGUGGGAUGUCACCCAGUGAACCAUGCCCUGAUGAUGCUAGAGAAUUACGAUCUCGGAACUGUUGCUCCAUCACAGAUUCUGAGAGUUAGUGCGACAGAUGGAAAGUUUACGGAUGCAGUGGAGGUGUACUCGGACACCGGAUCAGAAUUGACAGCAUCGAGUGUGGCCUCUGUCUAUAAAGGACAGAUGGUAGCGGGUUCUAUAAUGUCGCAACUGAUUGUCUGUGACCUCGAAUACGAUUAUUGAUGUAUGAAGUUACAUAAGAGACAAAGUACAAUUGUACCUUCGUGCUGCUCAAUAUACAAACAUGUAUACUGUUAUUAUGUCAUUCUUUCAUGCUGUAAAAAAUGUGCUUUUAUAUCUGAUAUGAUAUUUUUUGUUCUUGUUUUUUAUUUUUUAUUUUAAUUUUUUUUUUUGUAAACAUUACUUCACGAGAUAAACAAAAUUAUUGUAACUAAUCAUUGUUAUAAAACAUAUAAGAUUUAUAACAUGUAUGCUCAGCU
Messenger RNA from Pecten maximus, 951 nucleotides. Its product is annotated as serum paraoxonase/arylesterase 2-like. The coding region runs from base 4 to 426 and encodes 140 amino acids. Lineage: Eukaryota; Metazoa; Mollusca; Bivalvia; Pectinida; Pectinidae. The record is from RefSeq and is a predicted model, not a curated record. The transcript has 5 exons. Gene Ontology annotation, molecular function: arylesterase activity.